AUGAUGCCACCGUUGACCAAGGUGAGUCCCCUCGCUACAAUUGUUCUGUAGUCGAUCGAAAUGAAGCACAUAUUCGUCAUUCACUAGCUCUCGAUUCCGGUUGUUCAAAAAUGCGACGAAUUUCAGAUCGAGGUGCUCGCAAAGCGGGUGAUGGAAGGUGCGCAGCUGAAAACGCACAAAUACUUCCGAAUCGCCGUGCCGCACGCCAUCACCGGUCAACAGUUGAUAGCGCUCGUUCUCGAAAGAGUAAGUCCCUUAUCAUUUCCGUGAUUUUCUGUUCACGCCCUUCUCCAGGGUGGUCCUGAGGACGAGGCCGAAGCGAGCCAUCUGGCGAGUCUGCUGCUCCAUCAUGGCUACCUCUUCCCGGUUAUCGAGCACGUGAGUUUUUCCCAAAAGUCUCUAGUUAUGAGUGAAUGAUGUUCUUUAUUUUAGGGCCAACCAUUUCGAGACGACGGAACCCUGUACAGGCUGCAGAGGCCGUAUUUCUGGCCGUCACAGGCCGAACUUGUCCCUGAUGUCGAAUACGGUAAACUUUCGAUUCUUUUUUUAAAUUUUGGAAGGGAUUUAUGUGCGCCUGCUACCCUUUCGAGAGCAAUUUUCAGAUGUUUUAAUGCCAUGGCAUUUCUGAAAGCUCGAGCACUAAUCCUCGCCCAAUUCGCUUGAACUCUGUUCCUUUUUCAGCCAUCUACCUCAAUAAACGAUUGCUGCGAAACGAGCAAAAACACGGGUUAGAAGAAGAUGAAGUGGAGUCUUUCAACAGGUAAUUCUUAACUUUUCCGCUCUAAUUUUCCCAAAUUAUACCCUUUUUCAGACUAGCCGAUGUUCUCGCUCAUAUGUGGGCGUUUAUAGUUCAACAGUCGGAACUACAAUUAAAGCAGCAGAAGGAGAAGAAGAAAGUCGACAAAGUUGUGUUCGAUUCGGAAGAACGAGCGUUCUGGAAAAUUCGGAAGCCCGGCCGUGGCGGAGCAAACUUUCUUGAAGAUCCGUACAUGAAAUUGGAGAAGAAGAUACGACGACAGAAUGCGCAGGGCUACCGAUGUCUAAUGGAUCGACUGCGGUUCGCGAUCAAGACGAAACCGUGGCUGAAGGCGUUGAAGGCGUCCGAUACGUGAGUGACGUCAUCCAGACAGGACGAAGCCGUCAAAAGACAAGCCAAUGAGCCGGGCUCGAGUUACCAUUCCCGGCGGCCACUCUCGCAUUUCUUAUUAUAACUUUAUGAGAGCGUUAACAAUUGUUAGAGCUUUGAGGCGUCCAGGUGGAAAAUACUUUCGGCACCCGAAAAUAGUCUUGAUUGGUGCGCUCUGCUGCUGAUAACAGGUGCUAGCGGUGGCGAUAAUUAAAAAACGUAUUGUGGAAAAUAGAGACUACUGAUGACGUACGAAAACAGAAAAUUGGCGUGUGUCAAAACGAUGGGGUUCAGAAUUGUUGAUCAAUGUGAUCUGUUGCAGGAUGGUGACGUGGGUGGAUCAGCGAGCAGAGUUCGACCCGUUUCUGCAGGCGCCGCAGCCGUCUAACCCCUGGAUUAGCGACGACGGCGCUUACUGGAAUAAGCAAACUGACACGUGCGUCCGCUGAAAUGCCGCUUCCAUUCAAAAAAUGUUUUUUUUUUAGGAAUGGCACUGAGAUUCCCUCCGAGAAACGGGUAAAACGAUGGGGACUUUCGGUGCAAGAGUUGGUGAAGGAUCAGAUUGGUCGGCAGGUGCUUGAGACCUUCUUGGAAUCAGAGUUCUCCUCGGAAAAUAUACGAUUCUGGGUUGCAAUACAAGACCUGAAAUAUGCGCCGAAUGAGCAGAUCUAUCAGAAGGCCGAACGGAUACGAGAAGAAUUCCUGGCUCAGGGAGCUCCCGCGCAAGUGAACGUCGACUCGAGGACUCUCGAUCAGACACUCGAUUGCAUUUCAAAGGCGGCCGAUGCUUCUCAGAUGAGAUUCGCAUUCUACCAUUCGGAAGAGCACGUCUUCACUUUGAUGGCUAAAGAUUCGUAUCCGAGAUUUGUGAAAUCACAGAUCUACAAGGCCGUGUUGACCGCCGCUAUGCAACACGGAACCCGAAGAUUAGGCUGGAAGAACUUUGUGUUUAAUGUGGGCCAGACUAAGAAACCGACAUCGAGCAAGCCUGCGAAGGUUAGAAAACCAGACGAUUAUCAGCAUUCUAGACAUCCAUUUUUCAGCCGCAAGAUUCGAUUGGUGCUGGUCAAGCUCUCCCGAAACAGCUGUCCUCUGACUCACUGCCCGUUCGGCAGAAUCAUCCAAAGUGAGUAUUUUUUUCUAUGAAACGUUGAACAUUUCGAAUAUAUACUCUCACGCACACAAGAAGCUUCUCCGUCAAAAUAUUCCCACAAACUAUAGCGUAGUUUCAUGCUUUCCAACCCGAAAUCUUUCAAAUUAGCUCAAUUCGCGGACUGAGCUAGCCGACCCGAAACUAUUUGGCUCAAUGCUCCACAUCUUGCAGGCCGGACCCCGAAUGA
Molecule: messenger RNA, 2466 nt
Organism: Caenorhabditis sp. 36 PRJEB53466
Lineage: Eukaryota; Metazoa; Nematoda; Chromadorea; Rhabditida; Rhabditidae
Source: the annotation of a GenBank genome assembly